GGCGGUGUCUGUUUUGUUUUUAGUCUGAGGAUAACACUCAAGGGUGAAUCAUCCAGCCUUCUUCAGUACAGGUGUACCAGAAUUAGUGUAGACUGAAUCUCCACUCCUGUAUACAACAUGGCUAUGAUAAUUCAACCUAUGCCUGAACCUAUGGUAGUGGUUCAGCCUGCCAUGGUCCAGCCUGUCAUGGUCCAGCCCAUACACCAACCUGUAAUCCAGCAGCCCCCAGGCCCUGUGGUGAUCCGGCCCCCUUUGAAAGACAGACCUGGGAGGAUGAAGUGCACUUGCUGCCAUCAGGAAAUGGUCACAGUCACCAGAGGUGUUAAUGGAGUUCUUACCUGGACUAUCUUUGGAACCCUCUUAGUCUGCGGGAUCUGGCCGUUAUGCCUGAUUCCGUUCUGUGUAAAAUCCUGUAAGGACAUAGAACACACCUGCCCCAGCUGCCAGAACGUUGUGUACAUUCACAAACGCAUGUGAGAAUCUCCAGACAAGAGAACCUGCACUGGCACUGCGAUUUUUCCUUAACAUCUUUAAACUAGUGGAUAGUUAAUGAACUUUUUUUUUAUUUUUGUAACUGCAAGUCCAUCUAACAGUCCAAUACAAAAACAGUAGAAGCAUUUUGGACAUGUUGUUUUCUAGAGCAGAUACGUUUUUUUUUAACUGCAAUUUCUGUCUUGCUGGCUCAAGCAACUGAGGAAAAACUGAAAUCAUCAAUUACCAGACAGAGGAUGGGGAAGUACAGUAAAAGAUUCCUCUGUGUUUGCUUCUGGGUGAUUGUUCCGAACCUUUUAAGUGUGUCUUAUAUUAAUGUACAUAUUAAAUAUACAAUCAAACAAACAAAAGUGGCACUUCAAUAAUAAUAAUUAAUAGUGACUGUAUAGUCACUUUAUAUAUACUCAUAUAGAUCCAUGCCACUUGGUCUAAACAGAUUAAAGUAAUUAAAAUCA
This is a messenger RNA of Pygocentrus nattereri (red-bellied piranha), 947 nucleotides long. Its product is annotated as LITAF domain-containing protein-like. The coding region runs from base 118 to 477 and encodes 119 amino acids. Gene Ontology annotation, molecular function: zinc ion binding. The record is from RefSeq and is a predicted model, not a curated record. The transcript is spliced from 4 exons. Lineage: Eukaryota; Metazoa; Chordata; Actinopteri; Characiformes; Serrasalmidae.